CCGACCUCAGCACACUGAAUCCUUCUCAACGCCGCAAUCGAAGUCAGUCUUGGCAAUCGACCUAUAAAGACGAGAGUCUCUUUAGAGCAGAACCUCCGAUUUGGCCGAACGAACAAGAAAGUGCGAAUCAACCCAAAGACAAGCUUAAGCCCAAACAAAAGACCGACCUCUCCAUAUCAGAUCAUAGCACCCAGACUUCCGCAAAGAUGGCGUCUUCCUCUCAGAAAACAAACCAAGCAGAAUUCGACGCCUCCACCCUCAAAUUGACAUCCUUCUCUAACGCCGCCGCCGGCCACGACGGCGUCCUCUCCGACGAAUCCGGCGCCGUCCUUAUCAAGCCCUGCACGCCCAGCGAAAUCGCCUUCUACCAAGCCAGCGCAAGCUCGCAUACAGAUUUCUACGAGCUAAUGCCCACAAUGCUCGGGACUUUGCAACUCGGUGCACCCUCAAACCUCCCUGGAGACGUCAAACUCCCCAUCAUAACUUCAACAUCAGAGACUCCCGCCCCAGCAGAAGAAGCCGAGCCCGAGCUGACACAAGAAUACAAAGACAAGGCCCUCCUGCACGGCAAAGCGCUCAAGACCGAAACCGCCAUCGUCCUCGAAAACCUCGAGGCCGGCUUCUCCAGGCCCAACGUCCUCGACCUCAAACUCGGCGCGAAACUCUUCGAUCCCGCGACCACGAAAGCCGACAAAGCCGCGCGAUUGGACAAAGUCGCGGGCGAAACGACCUCGGGGAGUCUGAAUUAUCGAAUCGCCGGGAUGAAAGUUUGGAAUGCUGACAUCGGGGAAUAUGCAAUUUAUGACAAAUUCUAUGGAAGACAGUUCAGCAAGGAGGAUGUGGGAAGAGGAUUUGAGACGUUUUUCGAAAGUCUCCUGCCAUCAUCGCUCAGCGGAUCGGAGAAGGAAGAGGGGGCGGGAGAAAAGAAGAAGAAGGAGAAGAUCUCCGCGCGGGACGCAAGAUCUCUCCUCGAGCUUUUCCUCGCGGAAAUCACCAACGCUCGUGCCGUCCUCUCUCGCAGCGAAAGUCGGAUGUAUGGCGCGAGUGUUCUGAUUGUCUAUGAGGGUGACCCGGAGGCGUUGUCGGAACUUCUCGGUGGUGGUGGACGGGAUACAUCCUCCUUGAAACAAAAGGAGCCGGUCUCCAAGGUUGAGGUCGGAGGAGAAGAGGAAUAUGAGGAGGAGGAGGAGGAAGAAGAGGAAGAGAGAAAGGUGGCAUACCGGGUGAAAAUGAUUGAUUUUGCGCAUGCGGAGUGGACGCCUGGACAGGGCCGGGAUGAGAAUGUCGUGACAGGAUUGGAGAAUGUGGAGAGGGCGAUGGAGGAGGUCAUCAGGAAGUUCUUCUGAUUCGCAGGCAGAUGUAGAGAUAGUGAAGGGAAAAUAUCAGGAAGUACUGAUGGAAAAGGAGAUACGCGUUGAUAAAAGCACCACGCAACUGUGACGGUAACCCAAAAAGCGUUGCUUUUCCUUUUUUUUCCCUGAUCUUCAAAUAUAUACGGCUUUUUUUCUCUCUCUCCCGCGACUGCUCACGCACCAGCAACAUAUUUCUUGCCACCCUUCCCAAACAGCACCUCAGGCUUCCUCUCCGCCAAAUCCAAAAUGCACUGCGCAAAGACCGAGUUCGCCCACGCGAACCAACUCCUCGUAUACCGGCCAGGAAG
This is a messenger RNA of Dissoconium aciculare CBS 342.82, 1660 nucleotides long. Its product is annotated as SAICAR synthase-like protein. The transcript has a single exon. Lineage: Eukaryota; Fungi; Ascomycota; Dothideomycetes; Mycosphaerellales; Dissoconiaceae. Gene Ontology annotation, molecular function: inositol hexakisphosphate kinase activity; inositol-1,4,5,6-tetrakisphosphate 3-kinase activity. Gene Ontology annotation, biological process: phosphatidylinositol phosphate biosynthetic process; inositol phosphate biosynthetic process. The coding region runs from base 207 to 1346 and encodes 379 amino acids. Gene Ontology annotation, cellular component: nucleus; cytoplasm. The record is from RefSeq and is a predicted model, not a curated record.